Molecule: messenger RNA, 714 nt
Organism: Trichoderma reesei QM6a
Lineage: Eukaryota; Fungi; Ascomycota; Sordariomycetes; Hypocreales; Hypocreaceae
Exons: 1
Coding region: 1-714 (237 amino acids)
Source: RefSeq, a predicted model, not a curated record
AUGCCUCGAAAGGGAUAUGAUGUUACCGGAACCGCCCCAGGCUCGGCCGCCUACGACGCGGCAGCUCGAGCCAAGCAGAGGAGUGCGCCUGGAAACCGCACUCCUCGCGCUGGAACUCCUGCCGAUCCAUCCCAGCCCAGUGGAGAUGACCAGGAGACUCCUCGAGCUUCUCGGGUCGGCAUGUUCACUGGAAGCGCGCCUGUUGGCCCUUCCAUGCAUUCGCAGAUGAACGCCCUUCAAGGCAACAUCAGUUUCUCAACUCAACAACGGUUUCCUGGAGAGCAGCUGUAUCAGAACCCUUUGAACGCCAGUUCAAUGCAGGCUGCUGGCCAAGCCGCGGCGCCGCUCAUGGGCGCUCCGUACGGUCAUGGCUCUUUUCUCGGCGCACAGUCGUCGAUAUUCCCCGGAGCUGCGGCCCCAGCCUUCACGGGCCAGUUCGUAAACGUCCCUGAACGAUUCAGGGAUGCCACCUUUGGAACCGUGGGCUCUGGAGCACAGCAGCAGCUUUGGAGCAGCAACCAGUUCCAUGCUUUGCCCGCCAGCCAGCAUGGAGCUCAGAGCCGUCCCAUCGCUUAUCCCAACCACGAGUCCCUCGGUCACGGUCAAGCAGCCAUGGGAACCGCCUAUCAUCCGGCACCCACGAGCGCCAACGCGGGCUCCUUUACCUCCCAGGCGGCCCAAGAAGACACGGAGAUGACGGAUGCCGAAGACUGA